Zingiber officinale is the source of this 2395-nucleotide messenger RNA. Its product is annotated as pentatricopeptide repeat-containing protein At5g64320, mitochondrial-like. Lineage: Eukaryota; Viridiplantae; Streptophyta; Magnoliopsida; Zingiberales; Zingiberaceae. The coding region runs from base 228 to 2363 and encodes 711 amino acids. The record is from RefSeq and is a predicted model, not a curated record. The transcript has a single exon. Gene Ontology annotation, molecular function: protein binding.
UUUGCUACCGGCUUAACGGGCCGGGCGAAAGAGGGACGACGCCCAGGUCUCUCCCUCGCGGUCUCCUCGGUCACUCCCGCCGACGCCGUCUCCGUUGCCUUCCCGCCAAUUAUUCCUCUUCCUCCUCCACCUGCUCCCUUGUUGUUCUUGCCUUGCUCUCAUCCCUGUUAUACUCGCUCGUCCAUAUUGGUUGUAGGUGUCCUUAGUGCUGCCAUCUGUUAUGAGAUAUGCUUAAAAGAAUCGAUCUUGCAUCGGUCUCCUUCCAUAAGCAAACGCUCUUACGUAGUCUGUCGCUCAACUUUCUCCGCCGCGCCACCGGCGGCUCCGACGGUGGCAGGAUGGAGACCGAGAACGAAUGGGAAAAGCUCCUCAAGCCUUUCGAGUUAGAUGAACUUCGCAAUUCUAUGAACUUCUUGACCCCGGCUCGGCUCUGUAAAUUGCUUGAGCUUCCGAUCGAUGUUCCGACCUCCAUGCAACUCUUCCAUUGGGCCAAAUCACAGAGGGGUUACUCCCACACCUUCGACGUUUACUAUUUUCUUGUUCGGAAUUUGGGUGUGGCCGGGGAGUUCAGUACCAUAGAUAAGCUGUUACAGCAGUCGAAGAAGGAAGGAAUUGUCCUACAGGAGCCUCUUUUCAUAAUGAUCAUGAGUUGCUAUGAAAAAUUUGGCUUGCCUGGUUCUGCAGUUCAAUUGCUUGAUGAAAUGACUGAUGUUUUCAGCUGUAAUCCAACUUUCCGUUCUUAUAAUGUGGCGCUCGAUAUAUUGGUCAGAGCGAAUUGUCAUAAAAGUGCAGCUGACACUUUCUAUGAAAUGGUUCGCAGAGGAGUCUCUCCGACCACUUUCACUUUUGCAAGAGUGAUGAAAGCGCUUUGUUCUAUCAAUGAGGUUGAUUCUGCUUGUUCGCUUAUGAGAACUAUGGCAAGGCAUGGCUGUGUACCUGAUACUAUUAUAUACCAGACUCUGAUUCAUCCUUUGUGUAAGGAGAAUAGAGGGCAUGAUGCAUUGAAGCUUUUGGAGGAGAUGUUUCUCAUGGGAUGUUCUCCUGAUGCCAAUACCUUCAAUGAUGUGAUUCAUGCGCUUUGUAAGACUGGACAUUUACGUGAAGCAGCAAAAUUGGCUGAUAGGAUGUUGCUCCGAGGGUGCACUCCAAAUGAAUUUACCUAUGGAGUGCUAUUACGGGGCUUGUGCAGGAAGGGUCAAGUUGAUGAAGCAAGAGAUUUAUUGAGCAAAGUACCUCAGUUGAAUACUGGCUUGUUCAAUAUGGUUAUAAAGGGUUGCUUGAGUGAAGGGAAAUUUGUGGAGGCCAAACUUCUCUAUCAAAGUAUGAUGGAAUCUGGUUAUCGACCAAAUUUGGACACAUAUAACAUCAUGAUGCACGGCCUUUCUAGAUCGGGACAUUUGUGGUCUGCUAUGCAGUUACUCAAAGAAAUGGAGGCAAAUAGUUGCACGCCAAAUAUCAUUAGUUACACCAUUUUAAUCCAUGGAUGUUGUAGUAAUGGCAGGUGGGAGGAUGCUAACACUAUUACAGAAGAAAUGUCCUCAAAGGGCAUCAAUCUUAAUACUGUAGGAUUCAAUUGCAUUAUUUCUGCUUUAUGCAAGGAUGGUAAAGUUGAGGAGGCCAUAGAAAUGUUUAAAAAGAUGAAGAAAGUAGAAUGCAAACCAGAUAUAUUCACAUUCAAUUCUUUAAUCUGUGGCUUAUGUAAAGUUGGCCAAAUUGAAGAGGCAUUUCAAUUGUUCAAUAACCUAUUUCUGGAGGGUGUAGUCGCUAAUACUAUUACAUACAACACUCUGAUAAAUGCACUACUGAAGAUUGGGAAAUGGAAAGAAGCAUUGGAACUUGCUGAUGAUAUGGUGUUUAUGGGUUGCCCUUUUGAUAUUGUAACCAACAAUGCACUUAUUAAAGCACUUUGCAAAGCUGAAGAAGUUGACAAGGGUCUUAGAUUAAUUGAGGGCAUGAUGAGAAAGGGUAUGCGGCCUACUAAUAUUUCAUAUAACCUAUUAAUUAAUGGGUUAUGCAAGACAAGAAGAGUACUUGAUGCAUUGGAACUCUUAAAAGAAAUGCUUCACCACGGAGUCACACCUGAUAUAGUCACUUAUAAUAGUUUAAUGAGUGGUAUGCUCAUGAUGCGUUGGAUGCGAGCAGCUUUAAAUCUCUUUGAGAAGCUACAUUUUGAAGGCAUAACACCAGAUAUUGUAACUUAUAAUAUUUUGAUUAGAUGGCACUGCAAGGCACGCAAGCUUGAUGAUGCCGAUAUGCUUCUGAAAAGAGCAGUAAAUAAUGGGAUUGUGCCCAAUGCUCUGACUUGGGAUAUAAUGUUGAACAAUUUUAUUAGUGAAUCAAUCCUUACAGUACCUGAGCAGUAACCAAUGAUGGAUGUAGCUAUUAUUCAUUGUUG